CGCCCUCCCUCCACCCAGCAUGGGCCACCAGCAGCUCUACUGGAGCCACCCCAGGAAGUUCGGGCAGGGGUCGCGGUCCUGCCGCGUCUGCUCCAACCGCCACGGCCUCAUCCGCAAGUACGGCCUCAACAUGUGCCGCCAGUGCUUCCGCCAGUACGCCAAGGACAUCGGCUUCGUCAAGCUCGACUGACCCACCCACGGACGCCCGGCACGGACG
Molecule: messenger RNA, 217 nt
Organism: Euleptes europaea (tarantolino)
Lineage: Eukaryota; Metazoa; Chordata; Lepidosauria; Squamata; Sphaerodactylidae
Product: 40S ribosomal protein S29
Exons: 4
Coding region: 20-190 (56 amino acids)
Biological process (GO): translation
Cellular component (GO): ribosome; cytosolic small ribosomal subunit
Molecular function (GO): structural constituent of ribosome; zinc ion binding
Source: RefSeq, a predicted model, not a curated record